AUGGGUCAAUCGCAAAGUGAUGAAGAAACACAGGUGGAGCUGUGGCAGAUUCAGAAACUUUACAAGAAAUUCGCAAGUGAAUGCCCAAGUGGGAAUCUGCAUUUACAUGAAUUUAAGAAAAUCUUCGGACUCGGCACCAGCCAGUUAUCGGAGGAAGAAUCUGAAUAUAUGGACAGCAUAUUCAGAUCAUUUGAUACAAAUCAGGAUGAUGCAAUAGAUUUUUUGGAGUAUGUGGCAGCGGUGCACCUUGUCCUUCGUGGAAAACUUGAAGAUAGGCUGAGAUGGUCUUUCAAAGUCUAUGACAGUGAUGGCAAUGGGCUCCUGGAGAAACACGAAGUCAAGCACAUAAUCAAGAUAAUUUAUGCAAUUAAGAAGCACAGUGGUGAACUGCAAGGCGAUCAUCUUACACCUGAGCAGAUAUGCAAUCAAAUAUUUCAAAUUGUGGACAUAAAUCAGGAUGGUCAGAUUUCACUGGAAGAAUUCAUUGAAGGAGCCAAGAAGGAUGAAUGGGUUUUGGACCACCUGAAACUGGAUGUGAAGCCCUGUGUGUGGUUUAAUGAAAAUCAAAGUAAUAUCAUUGAAUGA
Molecule: messenger RNA, 585 nt
Organism: Megalops cyprinoides (Indo-Pacific tarpon)
Lineage: Eukaryota; Metazoa; Chordata; Actinopteri; Elopiformes; Megalopidae
Product: guanylyl cyclase-activating protein 2-like
Exons: 4
Coding region: 1-585 (194 amino acids)
Biological process (GO): visual perception
Cellular component (GO): photoreceptor inner segment; cone photoreceptor outer segment
Molecular function (GO): calcium ion binding; calcium sensitive guanylate cyclase activator activity
Source: RefSeq, a predicted model, not a curated record